Manis pentadactyla (Chinese pangolin) is the source of this 527-nucleotide messenger RNA. RefSeq names its product protein PET100 homolog, mitochondrial. Lineage: Eukaryota; Metazoa; Chordata; Mammalia; Pholidota; Manidae. The record is from RefSeq and is a predicted model, not a curated record. The transcript has 4 exons. Gene Ontology annotation, biological process: mitochondrial respiratory chain complex IV assembly. Gene Ontology annotation, cellular component: mitochondrial inner membrane; mitochondrion. The coding region runs from base 127 to 423 and encodes 98 amino acids.
CGGGGAGCAGGGUAGAGGCUCCCCGAGAUGACCUCACCCGGGGCUCCUCGAUCAAUCAACUUCCGUCGGAGAGCCCGGGAGGACUGGCUUUGGGCGGAAGCGGCUUUGUAGCGUAGGAGAAGCGAGAUGGGGGUGAAACUGGAGGUGUUUCGGAUGACACUAUACCUCACCUUCCCUGUGGCUAUGUUCUGGAUUGCCAAUCAGGCCGAGUGGUUUGAGGACUAUGUCAUACAGCGCAAGAGGGAGCUAUGGCCACCUGAGAAGGAGGACCAGAAAACAGAGAGCAGAAGGGUAUAUGGUUCCUUAAUUGCCCUCUCCCUGAAGGAUGAAGCUGAGCCCUCCUGGAUGCUGGUUGCGGUUGGCACAGGGCCUCCAGGGCAGACACUGAACUCUGAAGCCGUGGCCUGGGGGAGGAGGGGGUAGGGUGGUGGGAGAGGGGUCCAGGCCCUGAGAUGUGUGUCCCCCUCCUUCCUUCCUGUUCCACCCCCUUUCCCAUCCCCAGCGCCAAGAGCUGGAAGAAUUCAAAA